ACGCAAAAAUUACAGCCCCGGAGCGACCCAACCGCCGAGCGUCUGCAAUGCCUCCGGCAUUGAAACCCGCAGUGCCAUCACAGAGGCUUCUCAGGUUCCUUCGCGCCCAAUCCGAAGCCCUUUCCUUCACAGAGUGCGCCUCUGCUUGGUCUGCGCGUCAUGUCUGCACCUGCAGCAGGCCGAGGUCUUCGUUGAGACCGUCGAGCACUACGGCUGCUGCACAGCGUAGACUUCCCGCGCAAACUACACUCCUCGACGUCGGCGGACUUCUCCUCCACAGAACUCCGAGGAAACAGCGCACUGCGGCGGCGACGGCAGGCAUCAAGAGUCACGGCUUCUCUCCUACCGUGGGCGGCGCCCGGCGCUAUGCGUCAACCGACAGCGGCGACAAGUUGACAUGGCAGGAGCUGCUCUUUGGUCCGAGACCCAAGAGCCAGAGGGACCCGCUGAAGGAGGAAGACAUUAGGGUGCAGCUGGAAGAGGAGUCGGGCUCCAUCUUCCAGCGCAGGUCCUUGACCGCGAAAGCCGCCCUGGACCCUAGGCUCAGGUGUACCGAGGUGGACGGGAAUGGCAAGGUUAUCAUGGUCGACGGCGAGCUCAAAAAGAGUGAGCUAAUCGCCAAGUAUGGUCUCCUUCCGCGCGAUCUCCGCAAGAUCGACUCGUCCAAUCUCCCGCACAUCCUCGUCCGCCCUUCGGCUAUUCUCAUUAACCUGCUCCACCUAAAGGUCCUCAUCAAACACGACCGCGUUCUGUUGUUUGAUGUCUACGGCUCCACUUCGUCGUAUCCCCAAUCGGCCUUCAUGUACGACCUACAGGGGAAGCUCCAGCAAAAGCAGACGUCUGGGGCAAACAGCCUGCCCUACGAGUUCCGCGCUCUCGAGGCGGUGCUCAUGUCGGUGACGUCGGAGCUGGAGGCCGAUUUCGAGUCGGUGCGAGACCCCGUCAUCCGCAUCCUCAGCGAGCUGGAAGAUGAUAUCGACCGGGAGAAGCUGAGGAUCCUGCUCGUGCUUUCCAAGCGGGUCAGCACGUUCGAGCAAAAGGCCAAGCUGGUGCGCGAUGCGCUCGAGGAGCUCCUCGAGGCCGACGACGAUCUCGCAGCCAUGUACCUGACCGAGAAGACGCACGACCUCUUCCGAGGCGAGGAUGACCACACCGAGGUGGAGCUUCUACUGGAGUCGUACAACAAGAUCUGCGACGAAGUCGUCCAGGAGGCGAGCAACCUGGUGUCGAGCAUACGAAAUACCGAGGAAAUCAUCCGGGCGAUCCUCGACGCCAAUCGCAACUCGCUUAUGCUGCUCGACCUCAAGUUCAGCGUGGGCACGCUCGGGCUCGCCAUGGGCACCUUCCUGGCCGGGCUCUACGGCAUGAACCUCGAAAACUUCAUCGAGGAAACCAACUGGGGUUUCGGCGCUGUCACCGCUAUCUCGACCUUCUUCUCCCUGCUGGUCUGCUGGUACGGGCUGGUGAAGUUGCGCAAGGUGCAGCGGGUCAAGAUGUACGGAAGCUCGAUGAAGAGGGGGAAUGAAGGCCACUGGUUCCGCGAAGAUGGCACAGACGUCCUGCUCGAUCCCAGCAACCGCGAGCGGCUGAGGAGGAUCAACAUGCUGAAAAACACAAAGCAGACACGGAAAAAGUGGCCCUUUUGAUGCCUUUGGGGCACGCCUUCCACGCCACUUUGGAGUUUGUUUUUUUUUGGGGGACCGCCUACUCAAGAGCCUUCGGGUUACGGGAUUAGACUGAGCGUUUGUGGCGAAGGUUGUUGUCUGUAUAGGCCAUGAGCAACCAACGCUGUGCUUGGUGUUGCAACAACGGUGCGUGCUGUUCCUGUAUGAUACAUAUAGAUGAUUAGCAUUACUCUUCUCAUCUUGGCUUACAGCACACCAAGCUUCUGUAUUAUUUCAAGACAAAUAUGAGACAAAUAUGCGACAAGGAAGCAGA
Canariomyces notabilis is the source of this 1938-nucleotide messenger RNA. RefSeq names its product cora-domain-containing protein. Gene Ontology annotation, biological process: mitochondrial magnesium ion transmembrane transport. Gene Ontology annotation, cellular component: mitochondrial inner membrane. The transcript has 3 exons. Lineage: Eukaryota; Fungi; Ascomycota; Sordariomycetes; Sordariales; Chaetomiaceae. The record is from RefSeq and is a predicted model, not a curated record. The coding region runs from base 48 to 1646 and encodes 532 amino acids. Gene Ontology annotation, molecular function: magnesium ion transmembrane transporter activity.